GUGUGUGAAAAACGACCGGCAGCAACUGUUUUUUGAUAUCUUUCGGACAGAUAAGUUUCAUUAUUCACAUAAUAUAACAGUCACUUUUGCCUAUCUAUUAUCUUAAUUCUUGCAUAAACUAGAAAACAAUCUGCUUUUCCAAUAAUUAUUAGAGAUUAAUUUAUUUCAGAUAACCUGGUUUUCAACACCAAAGUUAUCUUUCUCCUCCACACGAAAGCAGCAGUCAGUACAUUGACGACAGUCAACACAUUUCUACAAAAUUUGAAGACUGUGGAAGAGAAUGAGGAUGUGGAUCAGCUUCUGUGUACUGGUUGUCCUCGCCCUCCUGGAGCGGCAGUCCACUCAUGCCGGAUUCACCUGGCGCGAACCUCUCUGCAGGAGUAUCCCAUUGGUGGGGUUUGGGGAUACCCUGCAUUACUGGAACCGUUAUGGAAACAGCUGCUACGUCUAUAUUUAUCACACACUGGAGUAUCAAUACGCACAGAGAUACUGCAACAAGCUAAACGCAAGUAUUGUUGAAAUCAACGAUGAGAAAGAAAACGCCGAUGUCAGCCGAUAUGUUCAAAUAAUGUCAGAUGAACAUAACGAUACCUGGAUUGGAAUAAACAGACUCUCCAAACAUGUAUGGGUAUUUGGUACCGAUAGGACUCCUCUAACCUUUUAUAAGUGGGAUGAUUAUGAACCCAAUGUUUGUGGCAGCUGUGUAGUUUUUCGGAAAACUGAUAAAUGGUUUGUUCAGGUGUGUGAACAAUCGAAAACAUUCGUCUGUGAGCAACCAUAUGUGGAAUAGAGAGAAAAGGCAAAAGACCAGGAAACAGUGUAAAAAUUCCCAUUUAUCUCUAAGCUUUGGUGCAACUGUACCUCACUGUUCAAAUGCACGGGGAAAAAAUUUAACAAAUAUGAUUUCAACAAGUUGAUGUUAGCACUUUUCAAAUUAUUUUUGCUUGAAAAUAUUAACAGUUUUGGCCUCAGGUUUCAUUGCUAAAUAUUCCAUCAGGUGCUAUGUGAAAAAAAUAUUUAGAAAUAAGUAAUGUCAACUGAUGGGAUUUAUCAUGCAAUAGAGACAAAAAUCUAGUCCCCAGACAAUGUGGCUAGAACAUAAUUAUCUUAGACUUUGCACGCACACGCACACACACAAACACAAAUUCCUGUUUACCCAUGUUUUUAGUAAACAUUGUUUUGUGAAAUGUUGUUUAAUUGCUAAAACAAAGACUAAGCUUAAAUGUACACAUUAACUUACACAGAUGACAGAUACUAAAACAUAUGUAAACAAAUUUAAUAAAAUAAGUUUACACCUAUAUAUGCUCUGAAGAAGUGUCAAUGUAUGAAAAAAGUUCUAAUGCAAAACUUAAAUACUUCCAAGCUUAUUUUACUUGCUCCUCCAUGAUUAGUUAAAGAAGCUAUUUCAGGGAGGAUGUUGUAAUGAGUUGUGGGAUGUGUUGUAUGGUUUAUUGUACAAGUGGUGUCUUGUGUCUGACGUCAUGUGCGAGUCAUGAAGCAGAAAAUGACGUCACAUAUAAGAGAAAAGCAGUUGCUCUAAGAAUAGCCGAGUAAGCGGGGAACAGACAACAGUCUUCUCCGCCAUCUUUGUGUCUCAGUGACAUUUCUCUGAAUUUGUGCUUCUUCGACUCUAUUCACUUUCAAAUCUCUUCAUCCUCAUCUUCAUCUGAAUGGGGCUACUCGAGCGUUGUGUUGUGUGUAAUAGGUCGUGCUUGUGCGAGGUAAGUGUACAUUCAUCUUAUCACACACACAUACAUGUGACUACGCUAUGAACAAGUAACACCAAUUUCAGAGUUUAUCUAUUACAUCAAACAAAAGGUUACAAAAUUACAAGGGGGGAAAAGUGAGAAAGGUAAGAAAGAAGAAACAGGGUUAAAAAAAGUGAAAGGAAUGAGCUAGAAAAUACAAGAAAGAAUUUUGAACUAUUAAUAAAAAAACUAAAUGUGCUGUAGAAAUCGGUGUCCAAACAGCAUACCAAAUGGCCAAGACAAAAUAAACGGAAUACAAU
Molecule: messenger RNA, 2008 nt
Organism: Pomacea canaliculata
Lineage: Eukaryota; Metazoa; Mollusca; Gastropoda; Architaenioglossa; Ampullariidae
Product: C-type lectin 1-like
Exons: 6
Coding region: 281-790 (169 amino acids)
Molecular function (GO): signaling receptor activity
Source: RefSeq, a predicted model, not a curated record